UUGAACCGAUUUCACACCGCCAACCGGCAAAGCUCUCUUCUUGUCUCUCUCUUUCUCUAACCCAUCUCUCUCUCUCUCUCGCUCUCUCGAGUUCGUCGGCCUCUGAUUCCGCGAUUGGGGCGCCGGCGGCUGCGCCGACGGAUCGAUCCUGGUACCGUAGGCAUCGGUUAGCCGAGAUCCUUCGCCGCCGCUCGACGGAGAGGAGACGGUCGGGUAUCACCGCCGUCGAGGUUCGAAGGGCGGUUCUAGGGUUUGAUGUCGAUUGCCUUUGUUUAAUUGUUGGUUUUGGAUUGGAAUUUUUUGGUGUGCGGGCUUGGAUUAGGGUUUCUUGCAUCGUGGGAGGAUGCCGCCGGGGCGCAGGAAAAGUGGGCAACGAGCGAAGGUGGCGGGUGAGUUGAGCCUGGGCGAUCUUGUGCUGGCCAAGGUGAAGGGGUUUCCGGCAUGGCCUGCUAAGAUUAGCAGACCAGAAGAUUGGAAGAGGUCGCCUGAUCCAAAGAAAUAUUUUGUUCAAUUCUUUGGGACUUCCGAAAUUGCUUUUGUUGCACCAGGUGAUGUUCAGGUGUUUACCAAUGAAUCCAAGAGUAAGUUAAUAGCUCGAUGUCAGGGUAAGACUGUCAAAUAUUUUGCUAGUGCUGUGGAGGAGAUAAGCAAAGCCUUUGAAGAACUCCAAAAGAAAGGCAUGAGUGAUCCUGCAGAGGAUUCUGAGGGGACUGCUGUUGGAAUUGUGUCUUCCUUAACAGUUGGUGUUGAAGAUAUCGAACAUACAGAGCACCAUGAAAAAGCUCAUUUAGAUGACCAGGAAGAAUCGUGUGAUGAUAAAAGAAUAGAUAACAUAGAAUUCUUGAGCAAAGAUCCACAUAACUUGGAGAAUCGCCCAUCCAACCAGCAGGAGACGAUAAGUGCUACGACAAAAUCCUGUGGAGGUGGAAAGGAGUUUUCAAGUAUUUCUUAUAAAAAAAGGAAGAAGGCACUAAAUAGUGGUACAUGUAUGCCAAAUGAGGAAAAAAAAUUGCCCAAGUUGACCUCUGUCUCCUCUUCAGUAAAGGAGGAAAAUCCCACAAGUCCUUAUUGUGGUCUAGAUGAUCAAAAUUCUAUGGAUGUAUGCCCUGAAAAAAAAGUUGAGAAGCUUCUUCCAAAACGCUCUGCUGCUAGCGGAAGUCAAUCUCUUUGUAAUACUGAAGGAGGCCAUGUGGAUCUGAUUGACAAUGAGCCUUUAGCUUUAAUCUUUGAUUGUAAAAAUGCGGGUAAUGGGCAGAAGGCAGUUGAGGAUAAUGGCCAUGUAAGAUCAAAGGCAAUUCUUGAAUCAAAGGGUGAAGCAGUCAAGGUUCUGAAAGCACACAAUAAUCACAAAUUACAGAAACAGUUGAAGGAAUAUUCUACUGAGGGAGGGAAACAGUCUGAUGCUUCAUUUGAUGGUGUUAAAAAAUCUCCAGUUACUGUUUCAAGAGCAGAUGCAGAUGUUGCUAAAAAUAAAAUUGGGCAGAAAAAAUCCAAGAAGAACUUGUCUAGAAAAGACUUCUCUAAGGAUGCUUCGAAGGUUAAUACACAUAAUGAAGAUGGGCCUGUCCCUGAUGGAUCGUCAUCCUCUGGAGAAAAAAAUGUGAAGCAGUCACAGGUCCUAAAGAAUAAAAGGCGUAAAAAUAGUGCGACUGAUGCCCCACGAUCAGCUAAGAGAUUAAAACACAUGGAAGCUGAGGGUGGUAAGGCUGGUAAGUUAGUAAGGAGUGGUGCAGCACAGUCUUCCUCUGAAAGCAGAGCGGAUAAGGAGGUUCUAAGAACUAAGAAAUCCAUGGGCUCUUCAAAAAGGCAAAAUGCCUUGCCAUCUCGAAAAGGAAUUCCUAAUGUUGGGAAUGGUAAAUCAGGUGAACCUUCGCUUCCUCCAUCAAAGCGAAGCCGGAUGGUGGAGGCUACGUCUAAGGUUUCUGCGAAAAGUUCUGUAGGAGCUGAAAGGAACUAUGAUGGAGAGGAAGAUGGCCUUGUUUCCAAUCAUGAUACGUCCCCUGUUACUUGUAUCCGAUCAAGGCGAAGAGUAGUUCGUCUUGAUGAUGAUGAAGAAGAAGGUGAAGAACAGAGAACACCAAUCCAUCAAGAGUCCAAAAUUUUGGUCAUAUCAGAUUCAAAUGUCACAACCACUGCCAAGAUUUUAAGUUUACAACCAGGAAGCAGCAAAGGUUCUCCAUUAAAUGCAGGCCAGUCUACUUUUGAGAAUCCAAGCUCAACCAACAACGAGAAACCAUCUGGUGUCAAGACAUCACCUGCUGAAGUUGGGAUAGAUUCUUCAUCUGACCUUGGAAAAGUAAAGGUGAUAAAAGAAGAAAAAGCUGCUGGUUUGCAGAUAUCCCCCUGUCCUAGUAAGCCAGAAUGUAAACCCUCAUCUAAGGUUAGUUGGCCAACUAUUAUAUCUCCCAAAUCUGCUGUGAGUCCUGUUGGUAAAGCCAAGUUAAAUGAGGAUAAGCCUGUCAAAUCUGAGCUUAAAGCUUCAAGUACCGCAGGAAAGAAAGUUCAGCCAUCUUUAUUAAAAUCCUCAUGUCAUCCUUCUGAGAGUUCAAACUCUUCUCAAAAUCAAACAAUGUUAUUGAAGAAGGGGCUGUCUUCAUCAUUGGAGAAAACUAAGGCCAUGCUAAAGUCCAGUACAAAAAUGACUAUGGCAACUGAAAGCAGGUUGGAGACUGCUAAAGCAGAAGCUAUAACAUUAUUUGAUGAUGCAAAGUUUUCAGAUUCUGCUACGUCAAUGAAACAUCUUAUAGCUGCUGCUCAAGCAAAGAGGAAGCAAGCACACCUGCAAGGUUUACACUUCGACAAUGUUCUUUCCAAGGUAGUUUCCACUCCUGUGAUUUGUGGAAGAAGCCCAGGCCUUGUUUUUGCAGUUGAUACAUUGGCGUCAGGAAAUUCUGUCCAAACUGAAACACAAGAUAUAUAUGCUUCUGUGCCUUUUAAUUCUCCACCCAAGACUGUUUGUCAAACAUCAUUGACAAAUCAUGGUGAGGAAUCUGAGGAUAGAUCUAGUCCUGAAGAGAGGCCACGUGGGGAAUCUUUGAAUGGUGAUACUGAAGCUGCGGUUGCUCGUGAUGCUUUAGAGGGAAUGCUUGAAACCUUAUCAAGGACAAAGGAAAGUAUAGGGCGUGCUACCCGCCUUGCCAUUGAAUGUGCCAAAUAUGGUCUCGCUAGUGAGGUUGUUGAACUUCUUAUUCGGAAGUUGGAGAAUGAACCUAGCUUUCAUCGUAGGGUUGAUCUCUUCUUUCUUGUGGACUCUAUUACCCAGUGUUCUCAUAGCCAAAAAGGCAUCGCCAGUGCAUCAUAUAUUCCAACUGUACAAGCUGCGUUACCUCGUCUUUUGGGUGCUGCUGCCCCGUCUGGAGCUGGUGCCCGUGAAAACCGUCGCCAGUGUCUCAAGGUUCUGAGGUUAUGGCUUGAGAGAAAAAUCAUGCCUGAAUCACUUCUGCGCCAAUACAUGGAUGAUAUCGAGGCUCCAAAUGAUGAUGCUAAUGCCGGCCUUUCUUUGAGACGGCUUGCUCGAACCGAGCGUUCUGUUGAUGAUCCAAUAAGAGAAAUGGAGGGAAUGUUUGUUGAUGAGUAUGGAAGCAAUGCAACAUUCCAGCUGCCAGGUUUAUUAGGUGCUCAUGUUUUUGAAGACGAAGAUGAUAUCCCUAACAGCCUAUACAAGGUCUCCAUGAAUGACCUGCCGGCUGAAUCUGGUAUUGCUUCAGAAGAAACAGAUACUUGUGCCUUCACUCCCAGUGACAGAAAUCAUCACAUAUUAGAGGAUGUGGAUGGUGAAUUGGAAAUGGAAGAUGUGUCUGCAUCAUCAAAAGAUGAGAAGGGCGUCUCAGGAAACGAGCCCCUCAGCUUGGAUCAAUGGCAUCAGACUGAAAGAUCUUCAGAAUCAAUACAAAAUAUGCUCCCACCUUUACCUGUUGAUCCACCUUUGCCUCUGGAUUCUCCUCCACCGCCACCUCCAUUACCUCCUUCACCGCCACCAUCUCCGCCUCCUCCACCCCCACCAUUGUCACCAUCCCCACCACCACCUCCACCGACACUACCGCCUCCCCCAUCUGUUCCUCCUCCACCUGGACCUUCAUCACCACCAGUAUCUCUGUUAUAUCAUCCUAAACCCCAAGAAUAUUGCAGGACUCCAACCGCCAGCCAAACAGUUCAGAUGACUGGAAAUCUUGCUGUUCCUGGGCAUUGUGCAGCUGCUCCAAAUAGUGAUGUGCUCUUGCAACAACAACCUAUCUAUGGAGCAACUGGAGCAAUCAAUUCGCAGCCUAUGGCUGGUUUUACCUCUAUGCCUUUUGAUUACGGACAUAAUGAUAUGUACCUUGCCCCCCAAGCUUCUCAUCCCAACCCCCAGUUUCAACCAGGCAAUGGAUCAUUCCACCAGAGACCUUGUCCCUCGCUCCCUCCUGUGCAAGCACCUCCGAACCAACCUCAUCCAAGCAGUCAAACUCCAGCAAAUCACUUUUCAUAUGUAAAUCCCAUGGUUCAACAAAAUGGUCCACAACCAUACAAUCCUUACACGCCAUCACUUAAUAAUGGCAGGAGGCAUUACAAUAUAGAUGAGCAAAUGAGGAUGCAUUCUAGUGAUUUUAGUCCUGAUAAUCAGCAUGGUGCAUGGGUUCCCAGUGUAAGAGGGCCAUCAUGUUCUGGUGCUCCUUAUGCUCAUGACGGAUUUUAUAGGUCUAAUAUGGAAAGGCCUCCACCUAAUUCUGCUGGCUAUCAGAUUCCUUUGCACACCCCUGUCCCACCGUCUGGACCUUCUGUUCCAGGUUAUGUUCUUCCCCAGAGGUUACCAUCGAGGCCUGAUGUUCCUGCCGUUAAUUGCUGGAGACCAGCUUGAAGUUACACUGCAUUUUCUUUGUCUCAGGAGGAGUUGGCCUUGCUAUUCUAAAUGACUUCGAAAAUUGCAGUUUCCAUGAGAGUAGUGAUGAGGUUUGGCUCGAGCAGUUGGCGGGACUUUGUACAUUGUAUUUUUUUGUCUUGGCGACUGGAUCCAGCAUGCUAAUCACUGCUAAAUGUAAGAACAUGUUAUUACAGAAUGAAAAAAAUUGUGCCAAUGAAAUUGUACUUAUCUGGCUUAAAUGCAUAUCAGUUCGGUUUCAUUAAUUUAAUGGUUAUAUGUUCAGAA
Molecule: messenger RNA, 5125 nt
Organism: Dioscorea cayenensis subsp. rotundata (Guinea yam)
Lineage: Eukaryota; Viridiplantae; Streptophyta; Magnoliopsida; Dioscoreales; Dioscoreaceae
Product: ENHANCER OF AG-4 protein 2-like
Exons: 12
Coding region: 344-4837 (1497 amino acids)
Biological process (GO): regulation of transcription by RNA polymerase II
Cellular component (GO): nucleus
Molecular function (GO): double-stranded DNA binding; transcription coregulator activity
Source: RefSeq, a predicted model, not a curated record